Molecule: messenger RNA, 1466 nt
Organism: Fomitiporia mediterranea MF3/22
Lineage: Eukaryota; Fungi; Basidiomycota; Agaricomycetes; Hymenochaetales; Hymenochaetaceae
Product: Rpa49 subunit specific to nuclear RNA polymerase I
Exons: 8
Coding region: 67-1380 (437 amino acids)
Biological process (GO): transcription elongation by RNA polymerase I; nucleolar large rRNA transcription by RNA polymerase I; RNA polymerase I preinitiation complex assembly
Cellular component (GO): RNA polymerase I complex
Molecular function (GO): DNA binding
Source: RefSeq, a predicted model, not a curated record
UAUCAUUUCUACUCUACCCUACGCUGGCAUUUAUCUGCUCUUUAUAAUAUUAUAUACGUUGAGGUGAUGGCGCCCCAGACAACUAGCAAAAAGCGGAAACGUGCAGACUCGUCCGCUGAUCAAGUAACAAUUUCCGUUUUCGACAAAUCUCCUUCCGCUGUUGGUCCUAUCCUUGCUAGCUUUCCAGCACUAGAUCCAUCUAAAUCCGCAGCAUUCGCUGCGUACGCACCGCCGCAAUCUCCAAGCAAAACUAACGGAGCUGCAAACAAAAAUGCAGGGCGUGAACAAGAAUUUUCUCGGAGACCAUUACUUGUUGCUGGUGAGACGGAUGCCAUAGAAUUCCAUUCGACAGGCGAGAACGAAGCCGUACGAGGUGGAAGCAGAUACCUAAUAGGCAUCCACAACAAACGCACAAACACGCUCCUCCUGCGUCCCGCACCUCUCCAAAUUCUCGGCAGACGCGUAAAAGCACUCAAGAACCUCGCUCCAGCUCCCUCCACAUCCAGCACAGAACGCAUUGAACAGCGAAAUACACUAGGUGAGAUGUUCGGAACGCGUAAGGCACAGAAGGCUAUACGUACCGCGGAGCGGAAUCGCGUGGACGUGGAUGCUAUGGAGGGUGUUGUGGGACAUAUUCAGGAGAGUGUUGAGAGUGGGACGAGGGGUUUGCCUAGUCAGGAAGAAGCAAAAGAACUCGCAGACUCCACACGCCAAAUCCCGAAAUUCAACCUGCACGCAACGAAACCAGAGGACGUAUACAAACUAUAUGACAUCGUACCCGAAUCCGAGUUGAACGCACUGCCCAUUAAGGAAAUCAUGAACGCAACUUCGCAAGAGGAGCGUAUGAAGUUCGUACCGUUCUCUCGAUCAGACUGGGUUCGUCAGCACGUUGCGGCGAUUUUUGAGGGGACGAAGACUAGUAAGAGGUCGUUGAGAAUCAUACUUUACAUCGCAUGCCUCCUCGUCUUCCGAAUGGGUGCAGUCCGAUAUUGUAACAAACGGGAAGACCUCGAAGAGCGUUUACCAGGUAUACCAUCUAACGUUAUCGAUGGUAUUUAUUCUCGAUUUACAGAGACUGUACGAGGGAGUUCUCGCGUGCAAUUCACGAGCGACAACGCCGUACGGCUCUUAACACAUAUCUUCGCAUUAUGUCUGCACGUCGAUAACUUUGCGACCGAUACGACGUUGAUCGCUGCGGACUUGCGGGAACCUGUAACGAAGAUCAACCAGCAUUUCAAACUCCUCGGCUGCAAGAUCGAGAAACUAAGCACAGUAGAGAUGAGCCGACUCGGUUUGAGUGCAUCGGGUGCAGAGCAUAAACGUGCUGUGUUACGCGUUCCGUUGGAGUUCCCGAAGGCGAGGAUGAAGAGAAGGAAUUGAAGGGAAAGUAGAUCGUAUAUGUGACCUUCUGUCGCUCGCAGUGAGCGUUAUAAGUAUGAAUUUAGCAUUCUACACAGAUAAUCGUU